AUGAGCUCUAUUGAGAGUGAUGUUAUGGUUUAUAGCUUGAAGAAUGAUUCAUGGAGAAAGGCGGCUAGUCCUAGUGUUCCUUUCGAUUUUGAUUACCAUUAUGCGAAUUUUGUCUUUCUUAAUGAUGCCAUCCAUUGGGAUGGUGGUUUUACUUUUAGUGAGAAUGAAGCUAAUGAACCACGGCCUAUUGUUGCCUUUAAUUUAAGGGAUGAACGUUUUAGUACUCUGCCAAUUCCUAAUGUCGAUUCCAUGGACCUUGCUCACAUGUUCGUGGGAGUACUUGAUGGUAGCCUGUGUCUUUCUGUUAGCGGGCUGAAUAGUGAUACUGAUUUGUGGGUAAUGAAAGAGUAUGGUGCAGCUGGAUCUUGGAUGAAGUUAUUUUCCUUUUCCAAGAUCUAUGGUUACGGGGGAGUGGAGAGACCUAUUUGUUAUUCGAUGAGCUUAAAGAAAUUGUUUGUGCAUAUUACUUAUUGGCAGGUUGCUUCUGUUGAUUUGGAUACAAUGGAAAUUAGCAAUGUGAAGGUAGUUAAUUUUCCUCGAUGCACAAAUGCCCAUGUUUGUGUAGAGAACCUUCUUAUGCUUCGAGGAUAA
Chenopodium quinoa (quinoa) is the source of this 591-nucleotide messenger RNA. Its product is annotated as F-box/kelch-repeat protein At3g06240-like. The transcript has a single exon. Bases 1 to 591 code for a protein of 196 amino acids. Lineage: Eukaryota; Viridiplantae; Streptophyta; Magnoliopsida; Caryophyllales; Amaranthaceae. The record is from RefSeq and is a predicted model, not a curated record.